Sphaeroforma arctica JP610 is the source of this 500-nucleotide messenger RNA. NCBI's taxonomy places the organism in Eukaryota, Ichthyosporea, Ichthyophonida. The record is from the annotation of a RefSeq genome assembly.
UGCAUGCUUAAUAGUUACCGUAGGGUGCAUGGUAUUCCGUACUUGAUAGUCUGUGCCCAUGCCUGCGUGGUCAUUUGGCUUGGUUGCUACUUCUGUCUGUCACAUCCGUCGCAUCCAUAGCUUUGCCUUUCCUAUGAUCUCAGAGUGUGUGCUGGUCAAGGUCGUGCUCGCCGGAUAUAACUCGAAUGUAACGCCGUUCAGCAUAGUACGAUCACUGGGCCAUCUGGGCCCUAAGUUCAUCAAGGGAUACGCCGGGAGACGCUUUACAACGCUGGACCCGGAAGAGGCCAAGGCUCUGACCAAGUACAUGUACCACACCGCAGCGCUGCCAGGGUCAGGAGAGUACGCGCUGAAAGCAGUGUUCUUACCAGGCGACGGAGGUGUUUACGGCGUGAUACCUUUGGGCCAGAGAUUGGUCCAGUUAGCAGAAACCAACACGCCUGUGUCCUUUUUCUAUGGGGCUGAAGAUUGGAUGAAUGUCAACGAUGCUCGCGAGAUAG